ACUAGCGGGGAGGAGGAGGAGCAGAGCAGCAGCCGCAGCCGGAGUUGGCGGGGAGGGUUGGCGAGGAAGUGACCGGCCUCUCUCCCCCCCCCUCCCCUGCUGCCGGGCAUGAGCCCCGGCUCCCUCUCCUGCCGGUGCGGUGCCAGCAGCCGCGGGGCUCGGGGAGAGGCGACCUUCCGAGGGGGCCGCUGGGGCGGGAGAUGCGCUUGUUUCCAGCAGCGCCAGGAGCAGCAUGUUCCCCGAUGCCGACAGCACUAGCGGCAGCAGCAGCAGCGGCGGGCAGCCCGAGUCGGCGGGCGCCGCAGUCUCCGGCGCCCCGGGAGCGCGCAGCCCCGGCGGCCAGUCCUGCCGCAGCAGCGCCCCAGCGGCAGCCGCCGUCGCCGGCGGGGAGGAGGAGGCGGACGACGAGGAAGAGGAGGAGGAUCCCGGCUCGUCCCGCCUGAUGCUGGCGGCCGGGCUGGGGCUGCUGGCGGUGUCCCUGUUCCACCUGGGGCGGGCGGAGGCGGGGGACGGGGGGCAACCGUGCCUGGCCCUGCUGCUGCUGCGGUUGGCCCUCUACCUGGGCUGCGCGGCGGCCGCCUUCCUGCUGGGCACCUUGCUCGCCUUGAGCGGCCCGACCCGCGGCCACCUCCGGACCCCGCCGGACUUCCCCGCCGCCUGGAGCCGCGGGCCGAGGCGGGACGCUCCGCUCCUGCGGGCAGCCGCGAGUCAUUUGUCUGGAAAUGCACAUGAAUCGCUCCAGUCUAGGAGGGUGGUCAUUUCUCAUAACAUGGAUAAAGCGCUGAAAGAAGUGUUUGACUACAGCUACAGAGAUUACAUUCUGUCCUGGUAUGGGCACCUCAGUAAAGAUGAAGGACAGCUGUACCACCUGCUAUCUGAAGAUUUCUGGGAAAUCGCCAAGCAGCUGCGACAGAGGCUGAGUCACAUUGAUGUAGUGAAAGUUGUCUGCAGCGAUGUAGUGAAAACUUUACUCACACACUUCUGUGACCUUAAAGCAGCCAAUGCCAGGUAUAGAGAAAAGAUAGGGCAAGGGAUUGAAAUGGGGCAAAGGCAGGAAGAGCAGCCAAGGCCAUUUUUACUCCAUCCAUGCUUGAGGAACUCUGACGAAGAAGUAAGAUUCCUGCAAUCAUGUUCUCAAAUUCUGGUGUAUUGUCUCCUACCCUCAAAGGAUGCCCAGUCUCUCAGCUUGCGCAUAGUCCUUGCAGACAUACUUGCAACAAAAGUACUGAAGCCAGUGGUGGAGCUGCUGAGUGAUCCAGAUUAUGUCAACCAAAUGCUGCUCAGCCAGAUGGAGUACAGAGAACAGGUGAAUGAGCAUCACAAGAAAGCCUACACAUAUGCUCCUUCUUAUGAGGAGUUCAUCAAGCUCAUUAACAGCAACUCUGACGUUGAGUUCCUGAAACAACUAAGGUAUCAAAUCGUAGUGGAAAUAGUUCAAGCAACCACAAUCAGCAACUUUCCCCAGAUGAAAAGACAGAAAGAUACUAAAGGUAAAGAAACUGCUGCAAUGAAAGCUGACCUCUUGAGGGCUCGCAAUGUGAAAAGGUACAUUAAUCAGCUGACUGUGGCAAAGAAGCAGUGUGAGAAGAGAAUAAGGCUUCUAGGAGGUCCAGCUUAUGACCAGCAGGAGGAUGGUAUCUCUGAUGAGGGUGAUGGCCUUCAGAGCCAGAAGAUUCUUCAGUUUGAGGAUAUUUUGGCCAACCCAUCCUACCGAGAGCACUUUCGACUGUACAUGGAAAGGAUGGACAAGAGGGCUUUGAUUAGCCUUUGGGAGUCUGUGGACUAUCUGAAGAAUGCUAACAAGGCUGAAAUACCUCAACUAGUGAGUGAAAUUUAUCAGAAUUUCUUUGUGGAAAGCAGAGAAAUCCCUGUGGAAAAGUCACUUUACAAAGAAAUACAGCAAAGUCUUGUGGGCAAUAAAGGCAUUGAAGUUUUCUACAAAAUUCAGACUGAUGUUUAUGAAACACUAAAGGACAGGUACUACCCCUCCUUCAUUGUCAGUGAUUUAUAUGAGAGGCUGAUCAAGAAAGAAGAAGAGAGAAUUGCAGUUCAGUUGACUUCUGAGGACAAGGAUGAAGUGAGCCAAGGUUGUGAAGACGUUAUUGAUGAAUGCAGCGCAAGAAUUAAUGAACAGGCAAAUUAUGCUGUAAAUAAACUUCGCCAGCUAAAUGACAAACUUGAAUAUAAGAGACAGGCUCUUAAUUCCAUAUGUAAUUCACCAAAACCUGACAAAAAGAUUGUUUCCAAAUUGAAGGAUGAAAUUACUCUGAUGGAGAGAGAACACAGUGACCUGCGGUUGCACAUUGCAAGAACAGAUUGGUGGUGUGAAAAUCUUGGCAUGUGGAAAGCCUUCAUAAAUACAGGCGAGGUUGUAGAAGAAAAUGGGGAACAAGUGCCAUGCUACUUUGUCAUGGUGAGUUUACAAGAAGUUGGUGGAGCUGAAGCGAAGAACUGGAGAGUUCCCAGAAAGCUCAGUGAGUUUCAGAAUUUACACCGAAAACUCAGUGAGUGUUUUCCAUCAUUAAAGAAAGUUCAGUUGCCUUCUCUCAGUAAGCUGCCCUUCAAAUCUGUAGAUCAGAAAUUCAUGGAAAAGUCCAAGAACCAGUUAAAUAGCUUCUUACAGAAGCUGCUUUCUGAUGAAAGACUAUGUCAGAGCGAAGCACUUUAUGCCUUUUUGAGCCCUUCCCCUGAGCACCUCAAAGUUAUUGAUGUGCAAGGAAAGAAAUCUGCUUUUUCACUCUCAUCAUUUCUGGAAAGACUUCCUGGUGAUUUCUUUUCUCAUCAAGAGGAGGAGACAGAAGAGGAUAGUGACCUGUCAGACAAUGGAGAUGAUGUGGAUGGUAAACGAGAUGCUCUUGCUGAGCCGUGUUUCAUGCUGAUUGGAGAGAUUUUUGAGCUGCGAGGAAUGUUUAAGUGGGUCAGAAAGACACUAAUUGCACUAGUACAAGUCACUUUUGGAAGAACUAUCAACAAACAAAUACGUGACACCGUAAGCUGGAUAUUCAGCGAGCCAAUGCUUGUUUACUACAUCAGUGUAUUCCGAGAUGCUUUCUGGCCAAAUGGAAAAUCAGCAGCCCCAACAAGAUCCAAAAGUGAAGAGCAAAGUCAGGAGACAAAACAGAGAGCGCAGCAAAAACUACUUGAAAACAUUCCAGAUACUCUACAGAGCCUUGUUGGACAACAAAAUGCCCGUCAUGGGAUAAUCAAAGUGUUCAAUGCACUGCAAGAAACUAGAGCCAAUAAGCAUCUACUCUAUGUCUUGUUGGAACUGCUGCUAACUGAACUGUGUCCUGAGCUAAGAAUUCAUUUAGAGCAGCUUAAAGCUGCUCAUGUUUGAAUCUGCACAAGUGAACCACUAGAGAAAUGUCUGUGUAAUAAUAGACAUGAAACUUAUCUUCCUCUUUUCCACAGAGGGCUGACUGAGGACUAUUGAGUAUUUUUUAGUUUUCUUUCUCCAGUUUUAUGUGAAGUAAACAGACUUGAAAAGAUCUGAUGCUGUAGUAGGGUAGAAAAACAAUGCUGCAUAGUUGCCAGCUUUAUUUAAAUUGUUCUAUUUGAAUACUUUUUGGUUUAAAAUACAGACUGAAAUAUAAAUGUUAAUAUAAGUUGUAAGAAUCUAGAAAAUAUUUUAAACGUUUAUCAAAAAUGAAGUUUUGCUUAAUAGUGGUAAACUAAUGAAUGUUGUACAGUUAAUUUCCUCAUUGAGGAUUUGAACCCUCCUUUAUUGUGUAUUGAAGAGCCUUGUUGUGCAAUACUUCAGGUAAAGUUAUUGUGAACAUUUUAUCUAUUUUAUUUUUACCAAAUUUGAAGCAUUUGUAAGCAAUAAAUAACAAAGUGGA
Molecule: messenger RNA, 3839 nt
Organism: Caretta caretta (loggerhead turtle)
Lineage: Eukaryota; Metazoa; Chordata; Testudines; Cheloniidae
Gene: SNX25
Product: sorting nexin 25
Cellular component (GO): endosome
Molecular function (GO): phosphatidylinositol binding
Source: RefSeq, a predicted model, not a curated record